Molecule: messenger RNA, 2542 nt
Organism: Rhopalosiphum padi (bird cherry-oat aphid)
Lineage: Eukaryota; Metazoa; Arthropoda; Insecta; Hemiptera; Aphididae
Product: glucose dehydrogenase [FAD, quinone]-like
Exons: 5
Coding region: 117-2054 (645 amino acids)
Molecular function (GO): flavin adenine dinucleotide binding; oxidoreductase activity, acting on CH-OH group of donors
Source: RefSeq, a predicted model, not a curated record
UUUUAUGUCAGUUCAAUAAUAAUCAUAUAAGUUAGUUUCUUUUUUUUUUAUAUAAAUUCGAUUUUAUUUUAUUUCCAUUAAAUUUAAUUAUACAUUUUUAUUUUACCUUUUUAAAUAUGCAUGUUGUGGUUUACUUACACAUAUUCGCUCAAGUGUUAAACGUACUCGCUACUUCAAAGCACAUAAAACAUAAAGUGGUAAACGUGUUUGCGUCCACGAGUUCGAAUAAUAAAGGAAAUUCAGAAAAAUGUAUACAAAACGCCGAACAUAUAGAAACGUCUUUCGUCAAGGAGUUAUGUAAAUCGAAUCCCGAUUUGGAAGAAUUUAUGAUUGCCGCUGACAUUUUGAUAAGAUCCGAUUGUGUUUUGAUCGAUUCGUGUAGAAGAGUGAUCGAGCAACCUCAUGAUGACAUCGACGAAGUAGACUUCAUAGUAGUUGGCGGAGGAGUAGCCGGUCCCGUAGUGGCUGGGAGACUGUCGGAAAAUCCUAAAUGGACGGUGACCCUUUUGGAAUCAGGUCCAGAGCAACCGGCGGCCACUGAUAUACCUGCAUUACUGAGUUCGGCAAUCGCCACGAAGUAUGAUUGGCAGUAUACUACGACGCCGCAAAAAAACGCUUGUUUGGCAUUCGGAGGAGUGUGCGGUUGGCCUCGUGGAAAAGUGUUGGGUGGAACGGCUGUACUGUCCGGUUCGAUGUACUCGAGAGGGCACCGGGAUGUAUACGACGGGUGGUUGAGAGACGGCAACGUCGGAUGGGGAUACGAUGACGUGUUGCCGUUUUUCAAGAUGUCUGAGAACAACAAGGACUACCAGACGGAACACCACGGUACUCGGGGCCCGAUUUCUGUGCAAAAACCCAGCGAAAUUUUGCCGAUCACGCGGACGCUGAUGGAGGCUGCUGGAGAAUUGGGGUACGAGGAGAUCGACAUGAGCCACCCGGAACCGAUGGGCUUCUCGAUCGCGCAGCUCAUGAUCACCAACUCCAAGACCCGGAUGACGACUCCCACGGCGUACCUGCGGCCGCACCUGCGGAUCCGCGGCAACCUGCGCGUUAAGACCAACAGUCACGUGACCCGGCUUCUGGUGGCCGCGGACCGGCGGUCGGUGUACGGCGUCGAGUACGUGGACAGCGCGAACCGGACCAGGCGGCUGACGGCGCGGAAGGAGGUGAUCCUGUGCGCGGGUGUCAUCGGGUCCGCGCACCUGCUCAUGCUGUCCGGCAUCGGGCCGGCGGAGGACCUGCGGCCGCUGGGCGUGCCGGUGGUGCAAGACCUGCGCGUGGGUCACAACCUGCAGCACCACGUGGCCAGCAAGCUGAGCUUCCAGCUGAACGUGACCAAUGACCGGUUGCUGACGUUCGAGACGAUAGGCCAAUACCUGAAGCAGAGGUCAGGCCCGCUGUCCACCACCGGCGGCCUGCAGACGUCCGCGUUCCUGCGCUCGGACCGGGCUGGGCCCGCGGACCCGGCCGACGUGCAGCUGUUCUUCGACGGUUACUCGCCGAACUGCGCGUACGCCCAACCGGUUUACGGCGGGUGCAUGGCGGCCGCGGACCACGUGCUGAUGAACGUCCGGCCGGUGAACGUGCGGCCGCUGAGCCGGGGCACCAUCCGGUUGACGAGCGCCGACCCGUUCGUCCGGCCGCGGAUCGAUCCCAACUACCUGGCCGCGGAAGCGGACGUCGACGUGCUGGUGUGGGGCCUGCGGCUGGCCAACGACCUGGUGCGCACCGCGGCCCUGCAGCGGCUGGGCGCCACCGUCGACCGGAAGCCCGUCGAGCACUGCGGCCGGCACGCGUUCGGCACGGACCCGUACUGGCGGUGCCUGAUCCGGUACCACACCCGCGGCGAGAACCACCACGCGGGCACGUGCAAGAUGGGCCCGGCCUCCGACCCGACCGCCGUCGUCGACCCCGAGCUGCGCGUCCACCGCGUCCGCGGCGUGCGCGUGGCCGACUCGUCCGUGUUCCCGACGCAGCCCAACUGCAACCCCAUCGCGCCCGUCGUGAUGGUCGCCGAGAGGGCCGCGCAGUUCAUCAAGAACACGUGGCGCUGACGCGAUCGUUCGCGUACACGGCGGCGCCGCGCACGCCCGUUUACCCGCGGGGCUAUACGGCGGCACGCGGACGGACGUGCGCGAAUAUUGUUCGUGUAAAUUCGGAUUGUUUUUAAAUCCGUUCUUCCUCGCGGUAUACCACUAUACACUUCAAAGGCCGUCUUUACUAUAUUGUUAUCGGCGUAAAGGUUAUCGUUUAAUUCAGAGUACUCCGUUUUCGCUAUAAUAUGACGUAUAAUUAUUAUUAUUAUGUUUAUUCAUUUGACGUGUAUAAUAUAUAUAUAUAUAUAUAUUAUGUUUAUAUCGUAAUAUCGUUAAUAGCGAUGUAUUGUAUCGCUAAGAUUAAGUACUAUUGUUUCGCUUUUGUACGCAUUUAAAUAUCGUUACCGUUUAACUUAUAAGUAAACACGCGCGCAAUAAUCUUUAUAAUAUGUUAUGUAUGAAUGUCGAUUACUCCAUUUUAAAAUAUAUUUCGGCCAUAACUCGAA